AUGGAAGAACAGCCUUCUCACAGCUCACAAGCGGGCGAUGAGCUAGGCGAGAAGGAUGUAAACAAACUGCUGUUACAGUACCUUCUUCUACACCGUGGCACCUGCGAAGAAGCUCAACUCUUGAAGGCAUUGAGCACACUCGACGGAUCAGGCAGAAACGAGCAGGAACGGCAAGCACGGCUAAAAAAAUGGAUCACAAGCGUUAACUUAGCGCUGAAUGCACUGGACUACAAAGUUGUUCGGGCAAGAAACCGUUUUGGUGGGUGGAGUUACGUUUACGUUGAUCUAGAACCGGCAAACGACACUAAAGGAGCCACCACGCUCAGUCCUGACGACCUCAAGUUUGUUCAAUGGGCGAUCCAGAAAUUUCUGGAUCAAAAAGAUACCAUGCAAGUGGAGGGCGCUAAAAGCACUGUCGAGAAUGCCGUGGACCGUAUUCUGAGUGAAAAAUUCGGCAAAUCUAGCUUUGACGGUCUGCAGCUCAGAGUUUACCAUACGUGUGGGUCAACCGAGCUUUUGCAGUAUACGGAUCUGGAUGCAAUGGCGGCCGAGCAUCUUCUAGUGCGGCUGUGCCAGCUGCGGUGGUUCUACGAGACCAAUGAGGGCCGUUUGGGCUUGGAUGUGCGGGCGCUAGCCGAGCUUCAAACCUACUUACGCGAGCGGUAUGAUGUACCGACGUGUGUGGUGUGCAAGGAACUGGCGUUGGAAGGUGUCAGAUGCCAGUGCGGCGCGAGCGCAUGCCAUGUUGCUUGUUUAGGGCAUUUUCUGACCCAUGUAGGGACCGAGUGCGUUAGUUGCGGCUCCAGUCUGGAACGGGCCGUCUACAUGGUCUGA
Lachancea meyersii CBS 8951 is the source of this 834-nucleotide messenger RNA. Lineage: Eukaryota; Fungi; Ascomycota; Saccharomycetes; Saccharomycetales; Saccharomycetaceae. The record is from the annotation of a GenBank genome assembly.